GUCUCCAUCCCAGUGGCUAGCAGUAAGUGCGUACCUGCUUCUCUCUCUCUCUCUCUCUCUCUCUUUUUCUCUCUUUCUCUCUGUUGAACUACUUGGACUGCACAGCCAAAUCGUGCUCCCGGUGCCGGACGAGUUGUUUGAUCAGCCCGGUCACAUUCGGGAGAAAAAGGGCGGUUGAACAACGGACGGGCUGCAGGGCGGGAGAGAACCUUCACAUCAUAACAAAUACCUAGGGCUCCUAGCUCCUCCUCCUGUUUUUUUUUUCUUUUUCACGUCCUACGGUUUUUGGGGACUGGAAAAAGCGGAAGAAAGUCAGUAGUCCACCCUCCGUUUCGAAUCAUUGAUAUGCAAGAGCAUCCGGCUACUGGACAGUUGUAGUAGUGACCUGGUCGGAAUCGAUGAUUCGAAUCCCUGCGCCCUCCGGAAUUCAGAAUUCAACUUGAACGGGACAGUUUCUUUUGCGGUUGGCCCGUUUUCCUUUUUUUUUUUCUUUUUUCUUUUUUACUUCCGUUGUGUUGUUGCCCGUGAUGGCCGGUUACGCUCUGGGCUUGUGCGGAAGAGCCGCCGCCACCGCCGCCGGAAUCCGCGAUCAUUUCAGUGCUGACGAGUCUUCGUCCGCCUCUUGGAUGGUUCUGCCGCCAUAUUCGCAUCAUCAAUACCCUGGCGGUCCAGGAAGUUUAACGGCAGCGGCGGCCGCCGCCGCUGCCAUGGCCGGAACCCUGGUCGGUCACGCCAGUAUGGGACACCACCACUCGGCCGUUGCGGAUUACUCCGCAUUGGCUUCGUCGCUCCAGCAGCAACAGCAGCAGCAGCAGCAGCAACAACACCAGCAACAGCAGCAGCAACAACAGCAACAACGUCGCUCACCUCUCUCCUCCGCUGCUUACACUCAUUCAUGUAUAUUGGAGAUGCGUAAAGAGAAAUCACGAGAUGCGGCGCGGUCCCGUCGCGGCAAAGAAAAUUACGAAUUUUACGAACUGGCCAAGAUGUUACCUCUUCCGCCGGCCAUCACUUCCCAACUGGACAAGGCGUCCAUCAUUAGGUUGACUAUAUCAUUCCUCCGGCUGAAGGAUUUCUCCAGCAACGGCGACCCGGCCUGGAUCAAGGAGUCACUUUCGUCAAUCUCAUCCGCCAAUUCAAAUUCCUCGUCAAACGUAACGUCGUCCACAGGGUCAUCGUCGGCAUCAGGAUCCUCUUCCUCAUCAUCGAACAAGGCCAACAAAGGUAACAGUCGUUCGAGAUCCCACCAACAUAAUCAACACCAGCAGCAGCAGCAGCAGCAUCCGCACCACCAAAUGCAGCUGCAGCAUCAUCAACAACACAACUCGAUACCGGCCAACAUUCACGUCGAGUUGUUCGACCAGCACCAAGGCACGCACAUCUUGCAGAGUCUGGACGGCUUCGCUUUUUCCCUGGGCUCCGACGGACGAUUCCUCUACAUCUCCGAAACGGUGUCCAUCUACUUGGGCCUGUCACAGGUCGAGAUGACCGGUAGCAGUGUCUUCGAUUACGUCCAUACCGCAGAUCACGCCGAAUUGGCCCAACAACUGGGCCUUACACUGGCCACUAAUCAGACCCACCAGUCUGCCAGUUCUUCUGCGACAAGCUCGUCUCAACAACUGCCACCGUCGCCUGCUUCUGGCACUGGAAGUGUUGAUGAUGGAAACUCUUGCAUGAAUCCUGAUGUGACUUCGCUGAUGAGUCUUGAGAGUAAUUCGGCCUAUCAGGGCCUUGACCGUUCCUUCUGCAUUCGAAUGAAAUCGACACUAACGAAACGCGGCUGCCACUUUAAAUCGUCCGGCUAUCGGGUGGUGAUGGUUCUCUGUCGACUUCGGCCACAAAGCCAAGCGUAUACAGCCGGUAAAUCCGGAGUUGGGCAGCCGAGUAGUGGCCCGCAAGGCCAGAACCAACCGGUUCCUUUACUCGGAAUGAUUGCUAUGGCUAUUGCCCUACCACCGCCUACCGUUCACGAAGUUCGGCUUGAGCCGGACAUGUUUGUUACGCGACUGGCAUUCGAUUUGAGGAUCAUUCACUGUGAACCAAGGAUUGCCGAGCUCCUGGAAUUCGUCGCUGAAGAUCUGACAGGCAGGAGUCUUUAUACUUUAUGUCAUGUGGAAGAUGUCCGCCUAUUGCGUAAAGCCCACACUGAUUUGAUGCAUAAAGGACAGGUGAUGACACCCUACUACCGGAUCCUAAAUCGUCACGGAGGAUUCACCUGGAUUCAAUCUUGUGCUACAGUAGUUUGUAACUCAAAGAACGGUGACGAACAGAGCAUCGUCUGCGUCAACUACGUUCUCAGCCGAACGGAAAUGAAAAAUCUGGUAGUGGAUCAGUGCCAGCUGGAAUCGGCGCCCAUCAUCCAAAUUAAACCAACCAUUUUCAAAACCGAUCACGGUGCGUCGGACGUCCUCCAUAGUUCGCCGGAUGGGUCCAGUUCCGAAAGCUCGGAAUCUUUACCGAAAAGCGGAACGACUUUGAUCGAUCCGCAUCGAUCGUCCGUGCCGAGCUCCGAACAGAGUCGGCCAUCUUCCGAGGUUGAAGUAGAGGUCGUUACGGCUCCACCGGAAGAAUCUGUUUCGUCGGGAAUGAGGACCAGUCGCGGUCCUUCCGGGCGCCAUCACCACCAUCGAUCCGCAAAACGAAAAUACGAAGAUCUGGUGUCGGUUCCGUCAGCGACCGACAGUUCAAUGAUUGGCCUCGACAGCAACAAUCAACAUCAUUCUACAGACAAUUCAAACAGUAACGAGAGCGCAUCCAUCCAAGAUCAGCAAAAUCCCAACACAUUGACUGAUCACCAAAGCGAAGUCGACGUGGCUCGCUGGAAGAGGCUUUACGCUGGUGCCAUGGAAAACGAAUCUCUUCAGGAUCGGGACCUUGAUGGAAAUGGACUGAAUGGAAAUACCACAGAUUUCAGUACCGAUGCACUUCUUUCAAACGGUAAGCCACGAUCGACUAUUCAAUGGAUCGGCGCUCCGCCAGUGCCGUCGGGUUCGUCCUCGUCAGCUGCGACGGCCGCUGCCCUGUCGGUUCCGUCGUUGCUCCGCCAGCUCUACGCCAGCAGGGAGAGCGUUAUACGCGCCAACGUUCACGCAGCUGCGGCCGCAGCGGCCGGACGCACUCCGUCUGGCUAUUUUUCCAAUGGAGAAACGCUGCCGACUCCACCUACCGGCGUCAACGGUGGCAAUGACUAUCCCGGUGACGUCUUCCCGCCUACCUCUUCUCACUCUUACCACUCCGCAGCCACCGGAAGCUUUUUACCGGAAUAUCUGCCGGCCAUGACACCUCCGUCGUCAGUUUCGCCUCGCGACGCAGCCGCUGGCGCUCUUUUCGCCGCCGAGGCUUCGUUACGUCAUUCGGCGUACAGUGGUGUGGGUUCGGCGGAGUCUUCCUACUCUGCCAAUCCGACACAACCACUGGCAUUGAAGCCUCACCAUCACGUCCACUAUGGCCAUGGUUCCAUCGAACAUCACCACCAUGCCCACCACCAUCACAAUUCAGGCGGAUCCCAUCAUCAGUAUGCUUCCGUCCAGCCCCUGGUGUCCGCCGACGCGGGCCAGUUCUAUUCUCAUACACCUUCCGGCUUCCACCUCUACCAUCCGCAGGUGUCCAAGUCCUCGUCAGCGUCUUCAGUCAACAAUUCAGCCACAUGGUAUCCCAACUAAUGUCGAUUCAAUGAAAUCAGGUGCUUUAUUGCAUGGGUUUAUUAUUCCGAACAACAAAUUGAUUGAAAUCAUGAUAUGUUGAAUUGAAGUGCAAGAAUUGUUGUGAGUUGAUUGAGAUCCGAAUAGUAAUAUGUUUAUUGGGUAGUUUUUUUCCUUACGUGUAAUGUAUUCGAAUUCACCUGAAUUUCAUUGAAGAGUCGGCGUGCUAAUUCUUGCCUAAAACGAACUACACAACGUCAGUUCUCCCAACAAGAUGUGUAUUAAAAAAAAAAAUUAUAAUAAGCAUAACGCCAUCAAACAAUAAGUAAUCGUGGCCCUUUAAGUAAAUAAUAAUCCGACAACAUUCACAUGAUUUGGAAAAUGUUCAGUGACUAGUCUUUGUCCCAUUAAAAAAGAAUUCCAUGUAGCCAGUUAUAUCAUGAACACAUAAACGUUGUGCUAAAUAUCUCUCUGAAAAAUUGUACUGUACAUUUAUUCAUACAGUUGUAAUCAAUCGUUAGGCUUCUCCCCUUUUUAUUGACAACGGAUUGAUAUAGAAACUUGAUUGAUUUUUUUUCACUGUCUUGUUAUUGACGUGCUUUGAAUAACCAUGAUGAACGCGGGUUGAGACGAGAAAACAAUCGUCAAUUGAGUUAGUGUGCAAAUCUGCUAUAAAAAUAUAAUCAUUUUAGUAGAGUUAAAAACCGGCAUGCACUAAGAUCUAUGACUUAUUUAUUUCAUAGACAACUUGCAAAAUCAACUUUCUGUGUUCAUGUCCUCCCUUUACUUUGAAUGUAUGUGAAUCUUUUUGUAUACAUCUCUUAUUCAGAACAAAAUAUCUCUGGCUUAAUUACUACUGUCAGUUCGUUCUUUUUUUUUUAAAAAUUUUUAAUACACACACCUAUUACGGA
Daphnia pulicaria is the source of this 4552-nucleotide messenger RNA. RefSeq names its product protein trachealess-like (gene trh). Gene Ontology annotation, molecular function: protein dimerization activity; DNA-binding transcription factor activity, RNA polymerase II-specific; RNA polymerase II transcription regulatory region sequence-specific DNA binding. Gene Ontology annotation, biological process: regulation of transcription by RNA polymerase II. The transcript has 9 exons. The record is from RefSeq and is a predicted model, not a curated record. Lineage: Eukaryota; Metazoa; Arthropoda; Branchiopoda; Diplostraca; Daphniidae. The coding region runs from base 528 to 3662 and encodes 1044 amino acids.